AUGAGCGACGCGGACGGCUCUGAGCCUGAGAUUGAGGACGAGAGGGGGGACUUCGACCCUCCACCUUCGGUCGCGGAAGGCUCUGAGCCGGGUGGAAGGAAGUCUGUCACUGACCUUUCCAGUGUCUCUACCAGCAAGGUCCGGGUGGUGUACGACCUGACCAAGGCAUGCACUUGUUGCUUGUGCAAUGCCAAGUCCACGGACGAGAGUCCUUUGGACGGGUGGGAGGGCGACGAAGACCGUUUGCUUGAUGGUCGACUUCCCUGGUCCAAAUAUGGGAAACGACUACUUCCAGAUGGGAGCGGAGAGAUCGUGCGGGUGCCGGAAGGGCGGAUCGACCUCAUCUGCUUGAAC
Symbiodinium sp. CCMP2456 is the source of this 354-nucleotide messenger RNA. The record is from the annotation of a GenBank genome assembly. NCBI's taxonomy places the organism in Eukaryota, Dinophyceae, Suessiales, Symbiodiniaceae.